AUGGUGGGGGAACAGUGCUCCAGGGACCUCAUGGUACCCUUGGGGCCUCAGCUACAGGCAUUUCCUGAAGAACUUCUUCGACAGAGGCCUGGGCAUGAUGGACAUCCUGAGUACCUGAUCCGAUGGAGUAUCCUGAAGUGUGGGGAAGUGGGCAGAGUGGGUGCGGGCUCCGAAGACAAGUCAGAACAUAUCCUCAUGUGGCUGUCAGCUCCCGAAGUCUAUGCCAACUGUCCCAUCCUAUUAGGUGAGAGGGCACUAUCUAAGGGGCCUAAGCAUGAACCAGCUGGAAGCUCAGCAAGUUUCCCCCGAGACCCAGGAAGCCUGGAUGCAGUGGCAAUGGGAGAGAUGGAGGCUGAUGUGCGGGCCCUGGUACGAAGGGCUGCCAGGCAGCUGGCCGAAGGUGGAGCAUCCAGUGUUACCGCCGCUGUGCUCCACACCAUCCAUGUGCUCAGUGCCUACGCCAGCAUCGGGCCCCUCACCAGGGUCUUCAGGGAGACAGGCGCUCUGGACCUGCUCAUGCAGAUGUUGUGCAACCCUGAGCCUCAGAUCCGCCGGAGUGCUGGCAAGAUGCUGCAGGCUCUGGCAGCCCAUGAUGCAGGGAGUCGGGCUCAUGUCCUGCUGUCACUGAGCCAGCAAGAUGGCAUUGAGCAGCACAUGGACUUUGACAGCCGUUAUACUUUGCUGGAGCUGUUUGCAGAGACCACAUCCUCUGAAGAACACUGCAUGGCCUUCGAGGGCCUUCAUCUGCCUCAGAUCCCGGGAAAGCUGCUGUUCUCCCUGGUGAAGCGCUACCUGUGUGUCACUUCUCUGCUGGACCAGCUGAAUAACAGCCCGGAGCCAGGGGCUGGAGGCCGCAGCUUCCCUUCCCCCACAAGGGAGGAGUGCAGCAGGGAGAAAAGCCGCGGGCAGCGGGAGCUGGAAUUCAGUAUGGCUGUGGGCAGCCUCAUCUCAGAACUGGUGCGGAGCAUGGGCUGGGCCAGGAACCUCGGUGAACAGGGCACUUCAUCUCGGCCCACCCGCUCCAUCUUUCAGCCGUGCAUUGCAGGGCCCCCCAUCUUGCUUCCCACCAUUGUUACGACUUCUAAAAGGCAAGGGCGGGCUUUCCGCCGACGUGCAGAGUUCUCAAGCCGUAGUGGCUAUGGUGAGUAUGUGCAGCAGACGCUGAAGAUGGGCAUGCAGGUCCGCAUGCUGGACGAUUACGAGGAGAUCAGUGCUGGGGAUGAGGGUGAAUUCCGGCAGAGCAACAAUGGGGUGCCCCCUGUGCAGGUCUUCUGGGCAUCAACAGGCCGCACCUACUGGGUACAUUGGCACAUGCUGGAGAUCCUGGGGGCUGAGGAAGCUGCUGGAGACACACCUUCAGAAGAUGUGGAGAAGGGGGCAGGGGCUCCUGUGCUGGGCAUAGCACUUCCCUCCUGGGACUGGAGGCCUGUGGAUGGGCUCUAUUCUCUCCCAUACCUUCAGCCUGAGCAUCAGAAGAGUGAAGAAUUGGGAUACUUGACGCAGGCUGAGUGGUGGGAACUACUCUUCUUCAUCAAGAAGUUGGAUGCACGUGAACAGCAGCCAAUUUUUCAGACUCUUCAGGAGAAUAUGGAUAAGAGCCUGGAUGAGAAAGUCCUGGGUGACAUCUCUGUGCCUGUAGAGAUGGCAGAGGGCCUGCUGCAGGUUCUCCGUAACCGCUUUGAGGGCAGCACCCUCGGUGACCUACUCAACUCCCAAAUCUACAUCAAGUACGGGCGGCCAUCUAACGAACAAGGUAGCUCAUCUUCGUCACGAAGUCACUCCUGCACCCCAGACCCAGAGAAGUGUAAGUCAGAGGCUGACUUCUCAGAGCAAGACACAGAAUCUUACAGAGCACAGGCUGCGGCGGAACCCACUAAGGCAAAACCUGAGCCCCCCGUGGCACAGAGUGAUUCACAGCUGUUUAACCAGCUUCUGGUGACUGAAGGGAUGACUUUUUCCUCCAAGAUGAAAGAGGCAGCCAGUGAAAUGGCUAGAGGCUUUCGGGGUCCUGGUCUGCGAAGUGCCCUGGAUCAGCAUGUGGCGGCCGUCGUGGCCACUGUGCAGAUAUCCAGCCUGGACACAAACCUGCAGCUAACGGGGCUCUGUGCCCUCUCUCAGGCCGUGGAGGAGGUCACUGAGCGGGACCACCCGCUAGUCCGGCCUGACAGAUCCCUGAGAGAGAAGCUGGUAAAGACUCUGGUGGAGCUACUGACCAACCAGGUGGGAGAGAAGAGAGUGGUGGUGCUGGCCCUACGUCUCCUUUACUUGCUCAUGACCAAACAUGAGUGGCGGCUGUUCUUUGCCAGAGAGGGAGGCAUCUAUGGUGUGCUGGUUUGCAUGCAAGAAUAUAAGACCUCCAUCUUGGUACAGCAAGCAGGACUGGCAGCACUGAAGAUGCUGGCUGUUGCUGGUACCUCUGAGAGCCCCUAUAGCGUUUCUACCCGGGAUCCUUUCCACCCUUCUUUUGAUGCCCAGAUGAUCAGAGAGAUCUUCGCCAGCAUCGACUCAGCCACACGCCCAGGCUCGGAGAGCCUGCUCCUUACCAUCCCAGCUGCUGUGAUCCUGAUGCUGAACACUGAGGGGUGUUCCUCUGCAGUGAGAAAUGGCCUGCUCCUGCUCAACCUGCUUCUGUGCAACCACCACACUCUGGGAGACCAGAUUAUAACGCAAGAACUGCGGGACACCUUGUUUCGGCACUCGGGGAUCGCACCAGAGGCAGAGCCCUUGCCCACCACACGCACUGUCCUCAUGAUGCUCCUCAGUCGCUACUCCGAGCCUCCCAACAGUCCCGAGCACACAGCACUGGAAAUCUCUGGCUCCCAGAGCCAGGAUGGGUCCCCUGAGCUGCUGAUCCGAGCCACAGUGGGGGGCCCAUCUGCAGAACUACUCCUGGACUUGGAGCGGGUGCUGUGCCGUGAGGGUGGCCCGGCCGGUGCUGUGAGGCCUCUCCUCAAGCGCCUUCAGCAGGAGGCCCAGCCUUUCCUCCUGUUGCUGCGGACUCUGGAUGCUCCAGGGCCCAGCAAGACUCUCCUGCUGACCAUACUGAGGGUCAUGACUCGGCUUCUGGAUUUCCCUGAAGCAAUGGUGCUCCCCUGGCAUGAGGUCUUGGAGCCUUGCCUCAACUGCCUGAGUAGCCCCAACAGUGACUCUGAGAUUGUUCAGGAGCUUAUCUGUUUCCUGCAUCGACUGGCCUCCAGUCACAAGGACUAUGCAGUGGUCCUCUGCUGCCUGGGAGCCAAGGAGGCCCUUUCCAAAGUCUUGGACAAGCACUCGGCUCAGCUGCUGCUGGGGUGUGAGCUUCGUGACCUGGUGACAGAGUGUGAAAAGCAUGCCCAGCUCUAUAGUAACCUCACCUCCAGCAUCCUGGCUGGCUGCAUUCAGAUGGUGCUGGGCCAGAUUGAAGAGCACAGACGUACCCACCAACCCAUCAACAUCCCCUUUUUUGAUUUGUUCCUGAAACAUCUCUGCCAGGGCUCCAGUGUGGAAGUGAAGGAGGACAAAUGCUGGCAGAAGAUCGAGGUGUCUUCCAACCCUCAUCGGGCCAGCCGGCUGACAGACCACAAUCCCAAGACCUACUGGGAGUCCAAUGGCAGCGCAGGGUCCCACGCCAUCACCCUGCACAUGCACCGUGGUGUUCUUGUCAGGCAGCUGACUCUGCUUGUGGCCAGUGAGGACUCAAGUUACAUGCCCGCCAGGGUGGUGGUGCUUGGAGGUGACAAUGCCAGCUCCAUCAGCACUGAGCUAAACACGGUGAAUGUGUUGCCCUCUGCCAGCCGGGUGAUCCUCCUGGAGAACCUGAACCGCUUCUGGCCCAUCAUCCAGAUCCGCAUAAAGCGCUGUCAGCAGGGUGGCAUCGAUACCCGGGUUCGGGGUGUGGAGAUCCUGGGCCCCAAGCCCACAUUCUGGCCAUUGUUCCGGGAGCAGCUGUGUCGCCGCACAUCUCUCUUCUACACAAUCUGGGCACAAGCCUGGAGCCGGGACAUUGCAGAGGACCGCCGGCGCCUGCUGCAGCUCUGUCCCAGACUCAACAAGGUUUUACGCCAUGAACAGAAUUUUGCUGAUCGUUUCCUCCCUGAUGAGGAGGCCGCCCAGGCACUGGGCAAGACCUGCUGGGAGGCCCUGGUCAGUCCCCUGGUGCAGAACAUCACCUCCCCAGAUGCAGAAGGCGUGAGCUCCCUGGGAUGGCUGCUGGAUCAGUACUUAGAACAAAGGGAAAACUCUCUGGCCCCACUGAGCCGAGCAGCAUCUUUUGCUUCUCGAGUUCGCCGCCUCUGCCACUUGCUGGUACACGUGGAACCACCUCCUGGACCUUCUCCUGAGCCAUCCCCUCGGCCCUUCAGCAAGAACAGCAAGGGUCGGGAUCGGAGCCCUGGGCCUUCCCCUGUCCUUCUGAGCAGCAGCCUGAGAAACAUCACCCAGUGCUGGCUGAGCGUGGUGCAGGAGCAGGUCAGCAGGUUCAUGGCUGCAGCUUGGAGAGCCCCAGACUUUGUGCCUCGCUACUGUGAACUCUACGAGCACUUGCGGAGAGCAGGCUCAGAGCUGUUCGGGCCGCGGGCCGCCUUCACACUGGCUCUCCGCAGUGGCUUUUCUGGUGCUUUGCUGCAGCAGUCCUUCCUCACCGCUGCUCACAUAAGUGAGCAGUUUGCCAGGCACAUUGACCAGCAGAUCCAGGGCAGCCUGAUUGCUGGAGCUCCUGGGAUGGAGAUGCUGGGGCGCCUUCAGCGACAGCUGGAGCCCAUCAUGGUCCUUUCUGGCCUGGAGCUGGCCACCACUUUUGAGCACUUCUAUCAGCACUACAUGGCGGACCGACUCCUGGGCCUGGGCCCGAGCUGGCUGGAGGGGGCCGUGCUGGAGCAGAUUGGUCCCUGUUUCCCCAACCGCCUCCCCCAGCAGAUGCUGCAGAGCCUGAGCACGGCAGAGGAGCUGCAGCACCAGUUCCACCUCUUCCAACUCCAGCAGCUCGACAAACUGCUUUUGGAACAAGGUGAUGAGGAGGAAUUGAGGCUAGAAGAAGAGGAGGGAGAAAAGGAAGAAGAGACUGAGAAAGAGCUAUGUGCUGAAGAUCCUAGUCCAACAGUCAGUAUUCUGGUCCUGUCCCCACGCUGCUGGCCGGUCUCUCCACUCUGCUACCUGUACCAUCCCAGAAAGUGCCUUCCCACGGAGUUCUGUGAUGGCCUUGACCACUUCUCCAACUUCUACAGCCAGAGUCAGAACCGCCCAGUCCUGGAUGUGGGGCCACAUCGGCGGCUGCAGUGGACAUGGCUAGGCCGAGCUGAGCUGCAGUUUGGGGACCAGACCCUGCAUGUGUCCACUGUGCAGAUGUGGCUGCUGCUGAAUUUCAACCACACAGAGGAAGUCUCAGUAGAAACUUUGCUGAAGAAAUCUGACCUCUCACCAGAGCUACUGCUCCAAGCACUCAUGCCCCUGACCUCUGAGGAUGGCCCUUUGACCCUGCAUGAGGGUCCGAACCUUCCACAUCGGGGUGUGCUGCGGCUUCGAGCGCCUGGGCCCCAGCCCAGUGAGGAGGCCUUGUGGCUGAUACCUCCCCAGACAUACCUGAAUGUGGAGAAAGAUGAAGGCCGGACCCUGGAACAGAAGAGGAGCCUCUUGAGCUGUCUUCUUGUUCGUAUUCUGAAAGCCCACGGGAAGAAAGGCCUCCACAUUGACCAGCUUGUCUGUCUGGUGCUGGAGGCCUGGAAGAAGGGUCCAAACCCUCCUGGAAGCCUGGGCCACAGUGUUUCAGGGUGUGUGAGCUGUACCAGUACUGAUGUCCUUUCCUGCAUCCUGCACCUGCUGGGCCAGGGCUAUGUGGAACGGCGUGAUGACCGGCCCCAGAUCCUGAUCUAUGCCACCCUGGAGUCCACAGGAUCCUGUCGGGGUCAAGCAGACAUUCCCUUCUGUGGCAACCAGAGUGCUGAAACCCCCAAGCCGAGCCCAGAAGCUGUGGCGGCCCUGGCCUCUCUGCAGCUGCCUGCAGGCCGCACCAUGAGUCCUCAGGAGGUGGAAGGGUUGAUGGAGCAGACGGUGCAGCAGGUGCAGGAGACACUGAACCUAGAGCCAGAUGUGGCCCGGCACCUACUAGCUCAUUCCCACUGGGGUGCCGAACAGCUGCUGCAGAGCUACAGUGAGAACCCUGAGCCACUGCUGCUGGCAGCUGGGCUGUGCGUCCCCCAGGCUCAAACUGCUCCCAGUCGCCCCGACCACUGCCCUGUCUGCAUCAGUCCUCUGGAGCCGGAAGACGACUUGCCUUCUCUCUGCUGCAUGCACUCCUGCUGCAAGUCCUGCUGGAAUGAGUACCUGACCACUCGAAUUGAGCAGAACCUUCUACUGAAUUGCACCUGCCCCAUUGCUGACUGCCCCGCCCAGCCCACAGGGGCCUUCAUUCGUGCCAUUGUCUCCAAUCCAGAGGUCAUCUCCAAGUAUGAGAAGGCCCUUCUGCGUGGCUAUGUGGAAAGCUGCUCCAACCUGACGUGGUGCACCAACCCCCAGGGCUGUGACCGCAUCCUGUGCCGUCAGGGCCUGAGCUGUGGGACCACCUGCGCCAAGUGCGGCUGGGCCUCCUGCUUCAGCUGUAGCUUCCCUGAGGCCCACUACCCCGCCAGCUGCAGCCACAUGUCUCAGUGGGUCGAUGAUGGAGGCUACUAUGAUGGAAUGAGCGUGGAGGCCCAGAGCAAGCACUUGGCUAAACUCAUCUCUAAGCGCUGUCCCAGCUGUCAGGCUCCCAUCGAGAAGAACGAGGGGUGUCUGCACAUGACCUGUGCCAAAUGUAACCACGGAUUCUGCUGGCGCUGUCUCAAGUCCUGGAAGCCAAAUCACAAAGACUACUACAACUGCUCCGCCAUGGUCAGCAAAGCUGCUCGUCAGGAGAAGCGGUUCCAAGACUACAAUGAGAGAUGCACGUUCCACCACCAGGCCCGGGAAUUUGCUGUCAACCUGUGGAACCGGGUCUGUACCAUCCAUGAAGUGCCCCCACCUAAAUCCUUCACCUUUCUCAACGAUGCCUGCCGGGGACUGGAGCAGGCUCGGAAGGUGCUGGCCUACGCCUGCGUGUACAGUUUCUACAAUCAGGACACCGAGUGCAUGGAUGUGGUGGAGCAGCAGACUGAGAACCUGGAGCUGCACACCAACGCCCUGCAGAUCCUCCUUGAGGAGACCCUGCUGCGGAGCAGAGACCUGGCCUCCUCCCUGCGCCUGCUGCGGGCCAGCUGCCUUAACACUGGCAUGGAGCUGCUGCGGCGCAUCCAGGAGCGGCUGCUAGCCAUCCUGCAGCACUCCACCCAGGAUUUCCGGGUUGGUCUCCAGAGUCCAUCAAGCGAGACCGGGGAGACGAAAGCCUCCAACGUGCCCGGCAGUCAGCCCCAGGGCUCCUCAGGGCUGGAGGUGGAUGAGGAUGAGGAGGAGGAGGAGGAAGAGGAUGAAGAUGAUGUGCCGGACUGGCAGCAGGAUGAGUUUGACGAGGAGCUGGACAAUGACAGCUUCUCGUAUGAUGAGUCCGAGACCCUGGACCGGGAAACUUUCUUCUUUGGUGAUGAAGAGGAUGAUGAUGAGGGCUAUGACUGA
Messenger RNA from Elephantulus edwardii (Cape elephant shrew), 7560 nucleotides. RefSeq names its product cullin 9 (gene CUL9). Gene Ontology annotation, cellular component: cullin-RING ubiquitin ligase complex. The record is from RefSeq and is a predicted model, not a curated record. Gene Ontology annotation, biological process: ubiquitin-dependent protein catabolic process. NCBI's taxonomy places the organism in Eukaryota, Metazoa, Chordata, Mammalia, Macroscelidea, Macroscelididae. Gene Ontology annotation, molecular function: zinc ion binding; ubiquitin protein ligase binding. Bases 1 to 7560 code for a protein of 2519 amino acids. The transcript is spliced from 40 exons.